AUGGAGAGUGCAAAUCUAUCCACAGUGACUGAAUUUAUCUUCACUGGAUUCUCCCAGCUCCAAGAUGGUGGCCUUCUGUACUUUUUUCCUCUACUUUUCAUCUACACCUUUAUUGUCAUUGGGAACCUAUUGAUCGUCUUUGCUGUGAGGCUGGACACCCGUCUGCACAAUCCCAUGUACAGUUUCAUCAGCAUCUUCUUGUUUCUAGAGAUCUGGUACACCACAGCCACCAUCCCUAAGAUGCUGUCCAACGUGGUCAGCCAUCAGAAGACCAUCUCUUUUAUCGGUUGCCUCUUGCAGAUGUAUUUCUUCCACUCACUGGGAAACACUGAGGGAGCCUUGCUGACUGUCAUAGCCAUUGAUAGGUACAUCGCCAUGAAGCCCCCGCACUACCCGACCAUCAUGACCCCCCGACUGUGCGCACAGCUCUCUGUGGGCUCUUGUGUCUUUGGCUUCCUCAUCCUUCUGCCUGAGAUUGUGUGGAUUUCUACCCUGCCUUUCUGUGGCCCCAACCAAAUCCACCAGAUCUUCUGUGAUUUCACAACAUUAUUACAUUUAGCCUGUACGGAUGCCUCAGUGAUCUCAGUGCAAGAUGUGAUUCAUACUCUGGCCAUUCUGAUAACAGGCCUGAUUAUUUCUCUUUCUUACAUCAGAAUUGUGGUUGUGAUCCUGGGGAUCCCUUCAAGGGAGGGCCGUAAAAAGGCCUUCUCCACCUGUGCUGCCCAUAUUGCUGUCUUCCUGCUGUUUUUUGGCAGUGUGGGCCUCAUGUAUCUUAGAUUCUCUGCUGUGUAUAUGCCAUUCUGGGAUGCUGCCGUCGCUCUGACCUUCUCUGUCCUUGCUCCCUUUUUCAAUCCCAUAAUAUACAGCUUGAGGAAUAAGGAUAUGAAAGAUGCUAUUAAGAAACUCCUCUAA
This is a messenger RNA of Enhydra lutris kenyoni (northern sea otter), 912 nucleotides long. RefSeq names its product olfactory receptor 6K3-like. Lineage: Eukaryota; Metazoa; Chordata; Mammalia; Carnivora; Mustelidae. Gene Ontology annotation, cellular component: membrane. Gene Ontology annotation, molecular function: olfactory receptor activity; G protein-coupled receptor activity. Gene Ontology annotation, biological process: G protein-coupled receptor signaling pathway. The record is from RefSeq and is a predicted model, not a curated record.